GGCAGCUGGAAGAUCAUGGCCCAGGCCCUAGAAGAUGGGAACCCGCUGCCGGAAGCCUCGGACGGGCAGGCCGAGUCGAGCGCGCCCAGCGCUCCGCAGAUCCGCUCCCACAGAAGGGACAACCGCAGCCUUGGCAGGUACAAGGGCCAAGCCGUCGCGGAUGGUGCCAACCUGUCCCGGGAGCGACUCCUCCACAACGCCCUGACGGUGAGCGGGGCGAGCGGAGCACGCCGGCGCGGGGCGCUGCGGGAGCUGCUGGGGUUGCAGGGGGCGGCUCCCGCCGGGUGGCUGUCGGAGGAGCACUUGGAGCCCGCUGCGCCUGUGUCCCGCCGCUCAAGCGGACAGGGCAACAGCCGGGUGUGCCUCGAGCCGCGGGAGCACGCGUGGAUUCUGGCGGCUGCCGAGUGCCGUUUUGAAGUGCUGCUGGAGAUGCUGGAGGCUGAGCCCAGCUUGCUGAUGCGGGAAGACCCGAUCACUGGCUACAGCGUGCUGCACUGGCUGGCAAAGCACGGGCGCCACGAGGAGCUCAUUCUAUUGCACGAUUUUGCCAGGCGCCAGGGACUGCCCUUUGAUGUGAGCGCCCCUGGCAGCGGUGGCCUCACGCCACUCCACCUGGCGGCUCUGCAAGGCCAUGAUAUGGUCAUCAAGGUGCUGGUGGGAGCCCUGGGUGCUGACCCCUCACGUCGAGAUCAUAGUGGCAACCGACCUUGUCACUACCUGCGGCCCGAUGCUUCUCUGAGCCUCCGGGAGCUGUCCGGUGCAGAAGAAUGGGAGAUAGAACGCGAAAGAGAUAGAGAACGCGAAAACGCCAACAACAACAGCAGCAGCACUACGACGACGACCACCACCACCACCACCCGGUGGCUGAGACGCACCCCAAGUGCAUCUCGCAUCAAGUCCAUGGGAAUACACUACAAAGAGGCGUCUCAGGCAGCCAAAGAGAAGAAGGCAUCGGGCAACCAGGGGGCACAAGGCAAUGGCUUUCUGCGCCAUCUGUUCCCCUUCACCCAGGAUCGUUGAAGGUGACAUGGACUAGAGAGCUCAUUCUUAGGUUGUUUCUGACCCCACCCAAGUAGAUGCUCCUCUGAUGCAGCUCGGUCCUGCAACGGGUAGACCGGUCACAUCUGGGCCUCUAGUUCUGUCCCAGGUCUCCUGCAGCUAGCUAACUGUCAGAACGAUCAACAGAGAAAGAAACCAAAGAACCAGGCUGGCCCUGGUACUCAGCCCCAAUACUGUGGGACUUUGGACAUUUGGAACGAGGAUGGUGGUCCUCCUUGGAAGAGAAGGGGGAAGAUACGCUUCUAGUGGCC
This is a messenger RNA of Apodemus sylvaticus (European woodmouse), 1310 nucleotides long. RefSeq names its product sosondowah ankyrin repeat domain family member D (gene Sowahd). Gene Ontology annotation, molecular function: protein binding. Lineage: Eukaryota; Metazoa; Chordata; Mammalia; Rodentia; Muridae. The transcript has a single exon. The record is from RefSeq and is a predicted model, not a curated record. The coding region runs from base 16 to 1020 and encodes 334 amino acids.